Aegilops tauschii subsp. strangulata is the source of this 1509-nucleotide messenger RNA. RefSeq names its product uric acid degradation bifunctional protein TTL. The record is from RefSeq and is a predicted model, not a curated record. Lineage: Eukaryota; Viridiplantae; Streptophyta; Magnoliopsida; Poales; Poaceae. Gene Ontology annotation, cellular component: peroxisome. Gene Ontology annotation, biological process: purine nucleobase metabolic process; urate catabolic process. Gene Ontology annotation, molecular function: 2-oxo-4-hydroxy-4-carboxy-5-ureidoimidazoline decarboxylase activity; hydroxyisourate hydrolase activity.
GUGCUAGACUCCUCGCCCUGUCGCCCGAUCCCGACAGAACUCACUGGGGCUUGGUAUCCUCUCGUCCCGCAGUUGCCUCCACCCGAGAGAUCUCCGGCGGCCGGACUCCCUACGCUCCUCCGGCCGGUGGAUCGGAUCCAACCGCCCCCAAACCCCCCACCCCGAGCUUCCCUUUCUCCUCCACGCCCAACGCCCGAGGUCACCGACACCGCCGCCCCGUUCCUCUUAGACUCUGACGCCGCCCGCCGCCCUGCUCCGCCGUUCCUCGUCAACUCCUCUCCCGCCUCCGCGUUCGCCACCACGCACCGAGGCCCAAGUGGAGCAAAUCAACCAGUUGAGAUGGCGACAUUGAGGCCGCUGACUGUGGAGGAUGUGCUGCGUGUGAACGGCAGCCGCCGCUUUGCCGCCGCACUGGCCGCUACCUCCCCCUUCGAUUCUCUCACCAACGCACUUAUUGCCGCCCGCUGCAUCUGGCUCAACGAGGUGGACGUGACUGGAUGGCUGGAGGCCUUCGCCGCCCACCCGCCCAUCGGAACGACCUCCUCCUCCGUCUCCAAGUGGAGCAAGGAAGAGCAAUCAGCUGCGCUUUCCACAGCCACUGAUUCGACCGCUCAGGAGUUGUCCGAGUGGAAUGCCAAAUACAGGGAGAAGUUUGGGUUUGUGUUCAUGAUAUGCGCGUCUGGGAGGACUGCCCCUGAGGUUUUAGCUGAGCUUAAGAGGCGUUAUGCAAAUAGGCCAAUUGUUGAGCUUGAGGCUGCGGCAGAGGAAGAACUGAAGAUAACUGAGCUGCGUCUUGCAAAGCUUUUCUCGGCAGAAACUGCUGCUCCCCCUACUUCAGGUGAAAAUCAUAUUAGCCAACCGGAUAAAGCAGCAGAUCGGAUGCGGAUUAUUGGUGCACACCUUGGAGCUCUUUCCCAGCAUUCUGCCAAUAAAGCUCCUGAAAUUACAGGUAGCUCCAACCGGACACGCCCUCCUAUCACAACCCAUGUGCUGGACACGGCUCUUGGAUCGCCAGCAGCUGGAAUUGAAGUUCACCUGGAGAUGUGGAAGGACGCUACAAGUCCCCCGUCAUUUGACAACAAAGAAUUCAAGGGAUGGACAACCCUAGGCACUUCGAUAACAAACAAUGAUGGACGCAGCGGUCAGCUGAUGGACAACGUUGACAAUGUCGCUCCUGGUUUCUACCGCAUAAGUUUCAAUACCUCCAAGUAUGCACCGUCAGGGUUCUUCCCUUACGUGAGCAUCAUAUUUGAGAUAAAAAGAAGCCAGACGACCGAGCAUUUCCAUGUCCCUCUCUUGCAUUCUCCUUUUUCUUUUACCACUUACCGUGGCAGCUAAGCUGUCAAUUUGUGUGUAAACCACAUUGAGUGAUGGUGGUGUUCUGGAACAAGCAUAAAUGGUCGUAAAUCAUGGUGUUUAGUUGGCACUGACAUUGUUAUACUUGAAUAAUGUUGUUCCGUGUAAUGGGAAGCUUGAGUAUGCAGUUGGCAUUGGAGCAGUUUGUUUAAA